ACAUGCUGCCAUGCGUAAACCUUUGUCCUAGUAUUUGUUCGUUGUCGGAUGUCACCAUUUCACAACAAUCUCAUGACUUUCGGUGUGAAAAACGGAAAUAUCCGAAGAUUUCCGAGUGUUGCAAAGUUUUCCUAAUGCAUGUCAAAAUACCGGUUUUCAAUCAGCGUUUCAUGUCUGAACCGGUAAAUACCGGUAAACCGGUUGUAAUUAUAUUGCACAGUUUUAAGAACUUGGUGACUAUAUCCCACUGUCGGACACAAGGUGGAGUCUAGCCCAUAUCCCCCGCUACAGCAGCGUUAGGCGCGUAUUGGUAUAGUGCGAUGAAAAAUCUCACGGCCCGAUUCUGUAUGGCAUUCUCGGCAGGUAUAGCAUAUGGACCCAGAUUGCUGCUCCAUAGGAUAUCGUGGACCAAACCAUACUAGUUUGUUUUCAGACAUGUUUAAAAUUUGUAUGUUUCUCUUUUUUGCGAACUGCCUUUGCGGUGGAUAGAGUUUCGAAUUCUGCAGGAAAGGUUGGAUUCAGAGUCCCGUCUUAUCAAAAGACGUUUCUGUUCCUGGCGCACAGCAUUAAAGUGUUUAAAGACGGGCCGGUCGUCUCGGCGUCAGAACACUGAGAAGGAAAUCCAUGUUAAACUCCAGAAUGAUUCAUCCACAGGUGAUACUGCAGGAGUGUACAGGAAGAGAUCCCGGACGUAAUGAGGUGGCCCACAAAGCAGGAAGUAGUGUGCGGUGCGGUCAUAUUGUCAUCAUGUUUAAUACUGGGAGUCAUGGUAACGGGGGUGAGGGUCACGGAACUCCACAGACUGCUGCCAGGACCUGCGAAGGACUUACAAUCAAAUGUUCCUGUAGAAGACCACACUCUUCUGGACAGCGCAACGAUAGACACAAUGCAGGAGGAGAUUUCCAAGGAUGUUCUUCUGAACGACUUCAAGACGAAACUUAAAGAUCUUCAGACUGCGGGAUUAUGGAAAGCCAACCCGCCUGUGCAGCCAUGCAGCCGGACUGGAGGAUCCUUACCGUGCAACGACACUGCGUGCAGCAGGAGGCCCUACCAAGAGUAUGAGGCCAGGUUACACAGUGUCCUGAAGCCUGUAGAACGUGUGAACACAACCCUGAGGGAUCACAUUAUGGACUUGAUGAAGGUGAAGACUCCUGUCAGGCGGGUUGUCAUAGCAACAGGAGCGUCGUCCGAUCACUUCCUUGAAUCUCAGGGCCUUGUUCGAAGCCUACAUCAGAACGUGUUUCCUGAACUGAACAACUACACCUUUGUGUACUACGACCUUGGCCUAAAGCCAGAGCAGAUUGAACAGCUGAAGAAACACUGCCAAUGUGAAGUACGACGGUAUCCUGUUGAGAAGAUGCCAACCAUACACAAGACGCUCCGAUGUUACACAUGGAAACCAUUCAUAAUUCAGGCAAAUAUUCACUUUGCUGACAUUUUAAUUUGGGCCGAUGCAUCUAUACGAUUUUCAAAGUCGAUUAUUGGACCCCUUCUCAAAGACGUGAACAUAAAGGGCGCCAUCAUGGGAUUGGACUCACCAGUAUACUCUGUGGCCGAUCAUGUGCAGAAAACUACCUUCGACCAUUUCGGUGAACAGACAUGUGCUUUCGCUCAAGUUGGCGAGAUGGCGGCAACGUUUCUAGCCUUUAAAAACGAACGUUUGGUCAGACAGGCCAUACUCAAGCCUUGGAUAGCGUGUGCCUUAGAUUCCAAAUGCAUGUGUCCUUCCAACCCAGAGAAACUUAUAGUGUGUCAUACGAACAUUAGAAAAUAUAACAAGUGUCACAGGUUUGAUCAAGCUGCUUUGAAUAUAAUUCUAGCGAAAUUGUUCUGGGGCAAUGGGCGGUCAUUUACACCAUCCAGAAAAUACUUUGACAUACGGAAAGAGGAUAGAGUGCACUAUUUUGAUAAGUUAGGAAAAUGAUGUUCGGAAAAGGUUUUUGUGUUUGAAAUAGUAGUUAUUUGUAUGCAAUACACAGGCAUCGUUUCGGUGGGAGGCCAGUGUUGAACGCCCAUGAUCCUGGUAGAAGACAGUGGACAAAUACCACGAUUUUCGUUGUGAAAACGGUACAAUAUGAGAUACUGUAUGGUGUUAUAGCGGGACAAUAUGAGAGAAACGAUACUGUAUGGUGUUAUAGCGGGACAAUAUGAGAGAAACGAUACUGUAUGUAAACGGAGACUUUGUACUAAUAUGUCAAAAACUCAAAUUGUGCACUUCAGACCUCCAUCUACAAAGCAAUGUGAAUAUAAGUUUCACAUUGGAGAAGAUCAACUGGAAUAUACUGGCUCCUACAGAUAUCUAGGUCUAUUGUUUACAGAAUACUGUGAUUUACGUUAUGUAGUGAAACAACUCAUCAAGUCUGCAUCGUGAGCUGUGGGGUAUGUGAUGGACAAGUUCUACUGAGUGUUCACCCAGCGGUGCGACCAUAUUGGUUAUCCUGUGCUGAGUUACUGCUCUGGAAUCUGGGGUGUCAACAAGUACAUGAAAAUGUGUGUGAUUCAAAAUAGUGUUUCUGGGAGUCAGCAAGAAUUCAGCUAAUCCGGCAGUGCGAGGCGACAUGGGGUGGCCCAGUACAGAGUCCACAUUGAGGUAGCUCAUUUGUGGUGCAGGCUUCAGUGGAUGGAACCCAAAUAGGCUCAAUAAUGCUAUUCACCAGUGGUCUAAAACUGGAGGGAAAUCCUGGGAAAGGAAGGAGUGAAAAUAUUAGAGGAACUUAACCUAAUGGAUGUGCUCACUACUAUCAACGCGGAACAUAUUCUGGGUCAUCAACAAUAUUAGAGAAAAUCUGUCAAAUGAGCAUUCGAAAAAGCUAGUGGCCUGCUAGCUAAAUACCAGUUGAUUGUGAAUCGGGCCAGUAAUAUAUUGUUAAAGCUAUCCCCACUGGCUAGCUGAAAAUCUCAGAUAGUGUGUUCUUUGUUAAUGCGCAUGAAUAUUAUGAAGUCAGUUUUUAAAGUGUUAAAAGUC
This is a messenger RNA of Haliotis rubra (blacklip abalone), 2965 nucleotides long. RefSeq lists its product as uncharacterized. The record is from RefSeq and is a predicted model, not a curated record. The transcript is spliced from 9 exons. Lineage: Eukaryota; Metazoa; Mollusca; Gastropoda; Lepetellida; Haliotidae. Bases 695 to 1924 code for a protein of 409 amino acids.